CUUCUCCGCGACGUGCACGCCUCUAGAUCUGGAGGGAUUUGGAGAAGUUUCAACAAAAACUCUUUAUACGCCCUCUUUGCUAAACUGAAGAAACAAAUGACGGUACAAAAUUAAAAAAAAAUCUCCUUAAAAUCAACAUGAGUUAUAAAAUUCCAUGAUAAUAAGAUACGAAUACAUAUAAGAUCAGCCUAUUUAUAAAUUCUAAGCCUAAAAAAAUAAAGAAAAAAUGGACAAUAACGAAUAUUGAUAUGUCAUGAUUAGAAAUAGUAAAAACAACUUGACGACAUGUAUUAUUGACGAAGAAAAUUCAUAAGAGACAAAAUUGUAUUUGCAGAUAUUUGUUAUGAUAACUCUAGAGAAUGGCAAGGUACCGUAUCUAGGACGUUCACAGGAAAGCGGUGCUUACCCUGGGCAAAUGUUACGGCGAUGCAGACGAGCAGCACAAUCGCUGAUUAUCCUGAUGGUCCAGCAGAGAAUGCUUCAAACUUUUGCAGGGAUCCAACUAAUAAAUCCUUUCUUUGGUGUUACGUCAGUCAAGAUGAAAUCGAACAGUGUGAUAUUCCAAAAUGCAUUGCGGAAGACAGUGUAUAUCCUUGCAUGUCGUUCAGAAAGUCUGGGGGCAUAUUUUACUUCACUCAAGAAAACUGUGAUAAAACAAAUGCGGCAGUAUGCGAAACGUCUGAUCACAAACAUCUCUUGGAUCGUAACAUACGAACAUGGUCUGAUGCCAGAGAUCAAAACAGACACGCCUAUUACAGAGAUUCCGGCGUGUCUUACUACUGCUUCAUGCUGGCCGGUCCGGGUAUUUUCCGUCUGAAAACAAACUUGCAGGAUUUUUGGACAUGGUUUGCGUAUUCUCGAAACAUCUGCAGUGUUUCCACAAUAGUUCCUAGUCGGGAACCACGUCAAUGUUUCGGAAUGUUUUAUUACGAUGGGUAUAUAAGAUCUACAAUCAAGAGCUGUGACGAACAGAAGUCAUUCGUAUGUCAAUAUGAGAAGGUCACAUGCGGUGAAAAGUUUAACAUGUCGUUGAAUGGUAGCCUUGUAACACCUGGUUACAUGGGGAGAGGAUAUGACCAUUAUGGACGAUGUGUCUGGACAAUUUCUGUACCGAAAGAUCAUAAUAUACAGCUCUCAAUGAAUAUAUCCAUAGAAAAUACUUAUAUGUGUAGAAGCGACUUUCUUAGGGUCUUUAGAGGUAACUUUAGCAAUGGGAUUUCUCUAUGUGGCAAUGUAACGGAUGUUCUUAAUAUUGCAAGCAGCAAUGUUACCAUAGAAUUCCGGUCAGAUGGAACCAUCAACGGUAAAGGAGUAUAUAUAACAUGGGAGGCAGUUCCCUUUGUAUCCGAGGUAACCAAUUCGAUAACUCGUGAAAUAUCCACGAUUUUAACGCCAUACUCAACUACUUUUGACAUAUUAAUUACCAAAGAUUCAAAUGGUCACGAAAACAGAUUUUUACUAGCCGGGAUACCGGGCGAAACUUUAAUUGGCAUUCUUGUGGGUGUUCUAGCUGUCUGUGGUGGUAUUUUUGGAAUGCUAUUUGUUUAUAGAAGAAGGAGGAAUGCUAUCGACAAAAACAAAAGAUACGACGGUAUAGUACAGUCAAGCGAUCACGACGAAGUUACAGAGCAUCCAUUUGUCCGGGACUUGAAUCCUAAUACUUCUUCCGGAAGUGAAACAAUGACCGGUCAGUCUUCCCAAGAGCUGUACCAUAAUGCAUUUUUCGGAAAUGAAACAUCGAUAACGGAAAGUUCGUCAAAUAUCUAUCAUAACCAGUCUGUAGAUGAAAAAGAAUCAUGUGCGGAUAAUGCAUCCAACAUUUAUGAUAAUACGUCCUUUAAAGGGAAUCAAUGGACUGUUGAGGAAAUGGAAUGUGACUAUCUAGGUGACAACUAUCCAGUUGACCGAGUUUCUCAAAUAGACGACGAGUCAACACCGACCAGCAAUCUAGUCCAAGAGAAGAGCAGCAGUAGUGAAAAGAUCCACAAUAUCAGUACAGACAUUUAUAAUACAUUAAACGAAGCCGUAAGAAACGAGUAUCAAAAUCAACCGGAAACGGUUUAUACAAAUCAUAGAAAAUCAGACGACAUAUAUGAUCAAAUAAAAACAAGCAGAAGACAAAGCGAAGGAAACAGUACUGACUUAUCAGAAACUAACAUGUAUGACCAUUUCACCAAUUAUCAAGUAGAAUAUUCGAAGGCGUCUGCAUGUGGGAGACAAAACGUAGAAGAUAGUAUGGCUUUGACAGAUAAAUUAACGUAUGACUUUUUAACUAAGUGAAUAAAAUUUAAGGACGAUCUAAAGAGUGUUCAAAAUGAGAACAGGCUAAUAUUAUAUAUAUGUUUGUCUAAAAAUAAGCAACCUGUAACCAUGUGUUUGCUCGUGACAUAUAUGGAAAAUUGACCGGAAGUAGUAUUUUCUCGCGCAUGCGUAAUUUGCGUAGGGCAAAAAGAGCACUGCCCUACAUAGAAAUAUAGUAGAAAAUCAUAGACAAUUCCGAGUUAGUUUAAGGUAAAAAUUAGAAAAUCAUAUAAAUAGCUUUUAACAGAAACAAAAAAGAUACCUUUAUAGCGUUGUGGCCAAGAUUGCCCAAAAAAGGCAUGGAAAGACGAUUUUUAAGAAUUCCCACUUACGAUCUGACAUUGAGAUUAUUGUUGUAAAAAAUGUGGAAAUAUAUAUAUUAGCAAAUAAAGAAGUCAUUUAAUUGUUAUUGAAAUUGUCCAUAUAAAAACUUUUUUUAUAACAUAUAAUAUAUAUAUUUUUUAUAUAAAUUUUAUAACAUUUAAAA
Messenger RNA from Ruditapes philippinarum (Manila clam), 2788 nucleotides. RefSeq lists its product as uncharacterized. The coding region runs from base 427 to 2280 and encodes 617 amino acids. The record is from RefSeq and is a predicted model, not a curated record. Lineage: Eukaryota; Metazoa; Mollusca; Bivalvia; Venerida; Veneridae. The transcript is spliced from 9 exons.